This is a messenger RNA of Stereum hirsutum FP-91666 SS1, 906 nucleotides long. RefSeq lists its product as uncharacterized. Lineage: Eukaryota; Fungi; Basidiomycota; Agaricomycetes; Russulales; Stereaceae. Gene Ontology annotation, molecular function: DNA binding. The record is from RefSeq and is a predicted model, not a curated record. The coding region runs from base 100 to 906 and encodes 268 amino acids. The transcript is spliced from 2 exons.
CGCCAACUUCCUCGUCCCUCUGAUCUGUACUGUCGAUAAAUCUCCCUCGCCUUAUUCUCUGCGCACACCGGAGUCUCCUUCCUAUCCAGUACUACCUAUAUGUCUCGUCACUCUCCACAUCCUGAAGCCUCUGGUGCGAAUCUACAUUCUACUGGCACCGGAGAAAUCACAUCCUUACCGAGUACGCUACAACGGCCCGAGGUUUCUCGAUGGGUCACCUACGUGCGCUCGAACCCGCUUCAGUCGAAAUUUCCUCCGAACCCCGAUUUCCUCAACGACAAGACGUACUCGAAACACCGGUACCGUAGUCCCAUCCCGAUUGAACCGUAUACAGCUAGCACCUCAAACACGAAUGGCACCCACGUUCCGGAAUCUGUUAAAUCCCUCCCUUGGACCUACGACCAGCGACAUCCUCAAGCGAUUGUUUCGACGACUCGCCAGGAGGAAGCGUUGCCUAUAGCGCAUACCGAUCGCGUAGAACAACGCCCUGUUCAAUCGCUGCAGCCACCCUCUCAUGACUCCCCUCCACCUGCGUUGCGUGAUGACUUCACAGCGACCAGACCAGCCAACAACGACGCAGACUCUCUGGAAGUGAUCGAGUAUGAACCAGUCUCGAAACCCACGGUCAUCAAGCGGAACACUUAUAUAACGAAGAAUUCCUAUCAGCUGUGUGUCCUGGACGAAGUUUUCGCACGUGAGAAAUACCCGACCACGGAGGAGAAGAGUGCGAUUGCAAAGGAGUUGGACCUACCGCUACGCGCGGUGCAUCAAUGGUUCCAUACUCGCCGUCGACGUUCUGGUGAGGCAGAGUCACGCGGUCGGUGUGGCGGAGAGGUCGGAUUCGGUUCGCAAUAUUAUCCACUGGAGGGAUGCUUGGUGGUCUGGCUCGUGGCGAUUUUGUCUUGA